ACAAUCGACAUCCACUUCCUUCACAGAACCCACUCAACUCCAACCCACCGCCACUCCUCUGUCUCUGUCUCUGUCGCCCUCUCCACCAUCCAGCCCGCCAUAGCCACCACCUCCGCCAUAGCCACCACCGCCACUCCUUCUCCUCCUCUCUUCAAGGAAAGAUUUGAAAUUGUCACUUUGUCAUGGAUUCAGUGAAAGCGAAAGCAGAUUAUGCAGCAUUUGAAGAGAGGGUGAGGCGGACUGUUUACGUUGACAACCUUUCGCCUCAAGUCAACGAAAGUAUUUUAAAAUCAGCAUUCGAUCAAUUUGGGAAUGUCUGCAAAGUUGAGUUUGUUCCAAACUAUGCAGAAGAAAGUAACAUGCCACGCUGUGCAUUGGUGGAGAUGGACUCUCCAGAGCUGGCCAAAGAACUUGUACAGGCAAUGAGUAAUCAACCCUUCAUGGUUUUUGGGAUGCCGAGGCCUGUUAGGGUAUGUGCUGCUGAAAUGGAGAUGUUCGAGGAUCGCCCGCAAAAGCCUGGGACGAAGAUCACUUGCCAGUGGUUAGAGCCACAGAACCCUGAUUUCACCAUUGCGAAGAAGCUUAAGGAGUUGACAAGGAGACAUGCAGCUGAAGCCUCAUUCUUGCAUCAGUAUCAACUGGAAGAGGAAGAGUAUCUUGCAAAGCAACAGGCAGAGACCCUUGAGGCAAAUUAUAAGAAGUAUGAGCUGAUAGAAAAAGUCCUCAAGGAUGGCACCGCAAAAAGGUUGGGUCAUUGUUAUGGCAUCAACGAAUUUAAUGCUUGAGAGCUUCUCUGGUUCCCCAUAUUUUUGCAAGUCAACUCAUUUUUCGCAUGUUCUGUGCCGGUGUAAUGGAUCCAGCUCUUUUGGAAAACGAAAAUUUUGGGUUUUGUUGCUGGGAUCAUCUGCGGUGUCUCUCAUGAUCUGUCCUUUUGGCUCUGGGUGUCUUUGGGUUUCUGACCUUGUAGUGGAGCUGUGAAUAUAAUCAUGGUUUAGUACCCUUGUACUGGAUGUUUUACUGAUCUUUGUAUAAAUCUGCCCUGCUUCCUGAUGCUUGCAAUCUCUAUUAUGAAAUGAAGCCCUGAAAACUUGUGUUUUGGAUUA
Molecule: messenger RNA, 1103 nt
Organism: Rhododendron vialii
Lineage: Eukaryota; Viridiplantae; Streptophyta; Magnoliopsida; Ericales; Ericaceae
Exons: 4
Coding region: 183-785 (200 amino acids)
Molecular function (GO): RNA binding
Source: RefSeq, a predicted model, not a curated record